Messenger RNA from Plasmodium vinckei vinckei, 1740 nucleotides. Its product is annotated as heat shock protein 60, putative. Gene Ontology annotation, molecular function: ATP binding; ATP-dependent protein folding chaperone. The transcript is spliced from 2 exons. Bases 1 to 1740 code for a protein of 579 amino acids. Lineage: Eukaryota; Apicomplexa; Aconoidasida; Haemosporida; Plasmodiidae. The record is from RefSeq and is a predicted model, not a curated record. Gene Ontology annotation, biological process: protein refolding.
AUGCUAUCUAGAUUAUGUGGAAAAACAAUACAUAAUGGAAGUACAGAUAAAUGUGUUUCUUUAUUAAAUAAGAUUCAAAAAAGAAAUGUAGCUAAAGAUAUUCGAUUUGGGAGUGAUGCUAGAACAGCUAUGCUAAUAGGUUGCAAUAAACUAGCGGAUGCUGUUAGUGUUACUUUAGGGCCCAAAGGAAGGAAUGUAAUAAUUGAGCAAUCGUUUGGAUCACCAAAAAUAACAAAAGAUGGUGUAACAGUUGCAAAAAGUAUUGAAUUUAAUAAAAAGCUAGCAAAUCUCGGAGCACAAAUGGUUAAACAAGUUGCAGCAAAUACAAAUGAUAAGGCAGGUGAUGGUACAACAACAGCUACAAUUUUAGCUAGAUCGAUUUUUCAACAAGGAUGUAAAGCAGUAGAUUCAGGAAUGAACCCAAUGGAUCUAUUAAGAGGAAUAAACAAGGGAGUAGAAAAAGUUUUAGAAUAUUUAAAUUCAAUAAAAAAAGAUGUAACAACAACAGAAGAAAUAUUUAAUGUAGCAAGUAUAUCAGCUAAUGGUGAUAAAAAUAUUGGACAACUUAUUGCUGAUACUAUGAAAAAGGUAGGGAAAGAGGGAACUAUAACAGUUACUGAAGGAAAAACAUUACAACAUGAAUUAGAAAUUGUAGAAGGUAUAAAAUUUGAUAGAGGUUAUAUAUCUCCAUACUUUAUUAAUAAUAGUAAAGAUCAAAAAGUAGAAUUAGAUAAACCAUAUAUACUUAUACAUGAAAAAAAAAUAUCUAGUGUCAAAUCUUUAUUACCAGUAUUAGAACAUGUACUACAAAAUCAAUCAUCUCUUUUAGUUAUUGCAGAAGAUGUUGAUAGUGAUGCUUUAGCUACAUUAAUAGUAAAUAAAUUAAGAUUGGGAUUAAAAAUAUGUGCAGUAAAAGCACCAGGAUUUGGUGAACAUAGAAAAGCACUUGUACAUGAUAUAGCCGUUAUGACUGGUGCUAAAGUUAUUACUGAAGAAGCAGGAUUGAAAUUAGAUGACCCUGAUGUUAUUUCCUAUUUAGGUAAAGCUAAAUCUAUAAAUGUCUCUAAAGAUAAUACAUUAAUUAUGGAAGGGGAAGGUAAAAAAGAAGAAAUUAGUGAAAGAUGUGAAAGUAUUAGAAAUGCUAUUAAAAAUAAUACAUCAGAUUAUGAAAAAGAAAAAUUACAAGAACGACUAGCCAAAAUUACUGGUGGUGUUGCUUUAAUAAAAGUAGGAGGUAUAAGUGAAGUUGAAGUUAAUGAAAUUAAAGAUAGAAUACAAGAUGCAUUAUGUGCUACUAAAGCAGCUGUUGAAGAAGGUAUAGUACCAGGUGGAGGUAGUGCACUAUUGUUUGCUUCAAAAGAAUUAGAUUCGGUUCAAACUGAUAAUUAUGACCAAAGAGUCGGAGUUAAUAUAAUUAAAGAUGCUUGUAAAGCACCAAUCAAACAAAUUGCAGAAAAUGCAGGACAUGAAGGAUCUGUUGUUGCAGGAAAUAUUCUUAAAGAAAAAAAUUCAAAUAUGGGAUUUAAUGCUCAAGAAGGAAAAUAUGUAAAUAUGAUUGAAUCAGGUAUUAUUGAUCCAACCAAAGUCGUUAAAACAGCUAUUUCAGAUGCAGCUUCAAUAGCAUCUUUAUUAACAACAACUGAAGUUGCAAUUGUAGAUUCAAAAGAUGGAAAAAAUGAAGAAAUGCCAUCCCAUAUGAAUUCAGUCAACCCAAUGGGUGACAUGGGUGGCAUGUACUAA